Elgaria multicarinata webbii is the source of this 1813-nucleotide messenger RNA. It is a transcript of the gene CLP1, whose product is annotated as cleavage factor polyribonucleotide kinase subunit 1. The transcript has 3 exons. Gene Ontology annotation, molecular function: polynucleotide 5'-hydroxyl-kinase activity. Bases 97 to 1374 code for a protein of 425 amino acids. Gene Ontology annotation, cellular component: nucleus; mRNA cleavage factor complex. The record is from RefSeq and is a predicted model, not a curated record. Gene Ontology annotation, biological process: tRNA splicing, via endonucleolytic cleavage and ligation. NCBI's taxonomy places the organism in Eukaryota, Metazoa, Chordata, Lepidosauria, Squamata, Anguidae.
CUUCACUUCCGGGGCAACCGGCACUUCUGGUGCCUGGCCCGAUCCGGGUCUCGUGCGGUUGGAUCUCUGUAGAUUCAAACUUGCAAGUAAAACAAGAUGGCAGAAGAAGCUGGGGAUGAUAAGAAACUGGUGGCCAAGUUUGAGCUGGAGAGGGAGACUGAGCUCCGCUUUGAGGUUGAAGCCUCACAAACUGUCCAGCUAGAGCUUAUGACAGGCAUGGCUGAAAUCUUUGGAACGGAACUGACACGCAACAAGAAAUUUACCUUUGAUGCUGGUUCUAAAGUGGCCGUCUUCACCUGGCAUGGCUGUUCAGUGCAGCUGACUGGUCGGACUGAAGUAGCCUAUGUCUCUAAGGACACCCCCAUGCUGCUGUAUCUCAACACCCAUACAGCCCUGGAGCAGAUGCGGUGGCAGGCUGAACGUGAAGAUGAACGGGGUCCUCGGGUCAUGGUGGUGGGACCCACAGAUGUGGGCAAGUCAACUGUCUGCCGCUUACUACUGAAUUAUGCUGUGCGCCUAGGGCGCCGACCCACUUUUGUGGAGUUGGAUGUAGGCCAGGGCUCAAUCUCUAUCCCAGGCACAAUGGGAGCACUCUAUAUUGAGCGACCUGCAGAUGUUGAAGAAGGAUUCUCUGUGCAGGCCCCUCUGGUCUAUCACUUUGGGUCCACUACACCUGGCACUAACAUCAAACUCUAUAAUAAGAUCACAUCUCGCUUGGCUGAUGUAUUUAACCAACGUUGUGAGGUGAACCGCCGGGCUUCAGUCAGUGGCUGUGUCAUAAAUACCUGUGGCUGGGUGAAGGGAUCUGGGUACCAGGCACUUGUACAUGCUGCCUCUGCCUUUGAAGUUGAUGUUGUAGUAGUCCUGGACCAAGAGCGCCUCUACAAUGAACUGAAGCGAGACUUGCCUCACUUUGUUCGGACAGUGCUGCUCCCCAAGUCAGGUGGAGUGGUGGAACGCUCCAAAGACUUCCGCCGGGAGUUUCGUGAUGACCGCAUACGUGAAUACUUCUAUGGCUUCCGAGGGUGCUUCUAUCCACAUGCCUUUGAUGUCAAGUUCGCUGAUGUCAAGAUAUAUAAGGUGGGAGCUCCCACCAUCCCUGACUCAUGUCUGCCCCUGGGCAUGUCACAGGAAGACAACCAACUCAAGCUGGUGCCAGUUACACCCGGCCGUGACAUGGUGCACCACCUGUUAAGUGUGAGUACGGCUGAUGGCACUGAUGAGAACAUCUCUGAAACUAGUGUGGCUGGUUUUAUUGUUGUCACUGGAGUGGAUCUGGAACGCCAGGUUUUCACUGUACUUUCACCAGCACCUCGCCCAUUGCCCAAGAACUUCCUGCUCAUCAUGGACAUUCGUUUCAUGGAUCUCAAGUAGUACCAGCGCUGGCAAGAAUUUUUUAGACUUCCUCAGGCCAUGUCUUGUUUCCAUAUAAACAAAACCGUUACAGUCCUGAAUGAAACAGCAUUAUCCCUCAGACUGAGGAAGAGAGAAAGGAGUCAUAAGAAGGGAUUACAGUUUCAGUUAUUUGAAACAAUCCUUUCAAUUUUCCCUCAGCCAUUAGAAAUAAGCAUUGAGUAGAAUGCCAGAGGAUGAAGCUGAGAAGAUUUGUGGAUUUUGAUGUAUGAACAGCCAUAACGGACAAAAGGGCUCUCUGCUAGCAAGCUAGUUGGUUUGCCUUUCUCCUUGGGUUCACUUUUAUCUUCUCAGUCUUUGAAACUGAAAUCCUUCCUACAUUGUUACAUCUGGCCAUGUUGUAGAGAGGGCAGAUUUUUUACUUUGUAUUUUUUAAAACUUUAAUAAAUUCUAAAAUGUG